UCAUGUCAUUGGUAACAUGGGUGGGCAUUAUCCACAAUGGAAUUUUUUAUGUUUCUGUUAGUAUCAAGCUUUUCUACACAACUAUGGUGUUGAUAUGCUGUGCAAAUAUGGCAAUUAUUUUUUUCUAAAAACAGAUAUGAGAAGAUGACUAGUGGAAUGUAUCUGGGAGAAAUUGUAAGGCAGAUCCUUAUUCACAUGACAAAUCAAGGCCUGCUGUUUCGAGGACAAAUUUCGGAGAGGCUGAAAACAAGGGGAAUAUUUGAAACUAAAUUUAUAUCACAAAUUGAAAGUGACAGGCUUGCAUUGCUUCAAGUACGAGGAAUUCUUCUGCAGCUUGGCCUGGAAGACAGUACUUGUGAAGACAGUAUAAUCGUAAAAGAAGUCUGCGGUGCAGUGUCGCGGAGAGCAGCGCAGCUCUGUGGAGCAGGUUUGGCAGCUGUCAUUGAUAAGAUACGAGAGAACAGAGGGCUGGACCAUAUGGAGAUCACAGUCGGUGUGGAUGGGACUUUGUACAAACUACAUCCUCACUUCUCGAGGAUAUUGCAGGAGACAGUGAAACAGCUGGUGCCAAGCUGUGACGUCACCUUCUUGCUGUCCGAAGAUGGGAGUGGUAAGGGAGCAGCCUUGAUUACUGCCGUGGCAAAGCGAUUCCAUUAUGACGGAGAGCAGAAAGAAAAACAGAAUCAUGUCUGAGCUUUCACGUCAUACAUACAGCUCCAGCAAUGUGACACGAGGUGGACUUUUGUAAAUAAGCUAAACCAAUAUGGGCCAAAAGAGCACAGUUUAACAUGGAAUGGUUGUGAUUUGGACUGACCCUCAUACUGAGGUCAAGUACACUUUUAGGUGAUAAUAAUACAGACUGAAAUAUCAUAUGCAAGAUAGCAAUAUCUAUUUAUUACUGAGACAAUUAAA
Messenger RNA from Protopterus annectens (West African lungfish), 912 nucleotides. Its product is annotated as hexokinase HKDC1-like. The coding region runs from base 145 to 693 and encodes 182 amino acids. NCBI's taxonomy places the organism in Eukaryota, Metazoa, Chordata, Ceratodontiformes, Protopteridae. Gene Ontology annotation, cellular component: cytosol; mitochondrion. The record is from RefSeq and is a predicted model, not a curated record. Gene Ontology annotation, molecular function: ATP binding; fructokinase activity; D-glucose binding. The transcript has 3 exons. Gene Ontology annotation, biological process: glycolytic process; glucose 6-phosphate metabolic process; intracellular glucose homeostasis.